Molecule: messenger RNA, 600 nt
Organism: Strongyloides ratti
Lineage: Eukaryota; Metazoa; Nematoda; Chromadorea; Rhabditida; Strongyloididae
Product: Phosphomevalonate kinase
Exons: 1
Coding region: 1-600 (199 amino acids)
Biological process (GO): isopentenyl diphosphate biosynthetic process, mevalonate pathway; cholesterol biosynthetic process
Cellular component (GO): cytoplasm
Molecular function (GO): phosphomevalonate kinase activity
Source: RefSeq, a predicted model, not a curated record
AUGGUUAUAAUUGUAUGUAUGUCUGGAAAAAGAAAAUCAGGAAAAGAUUUUACUUGUAUUUUAUUAGCUAAAUUAUUAACAGAUAGAGAUAUAAAUGUUGAAAUUCGUUCUUUAUCUCAUCCACUUAAGGAUGAAUUUGCAAAACUUAAUGAUUUAGAUGGUUGUGAAUUAAAAACAUCUUCACAUUAUAAAGAAAUUUAUAGAAGAAGAAUGGUAAAAUGGGGAGAGGAUCAACGGCGUAUAGAUCCACAUAUAUUUUGUAAGAAAACUAUGGAAAAAUCUAUAAAAUCUGAUGUUAUUAUAAUAAGUGAUUGUCGAAGAAAGUCAGAUAUUAUAUAUUUUCAAGAAACAUAUAGUAAUAGUGUUAUUACAGUAAGAAUGAUUGCAGGAGAAAAAUCACGAACUAAACGCGGGUAUGUAUUUUCAAAGGGAAUUGAUGAUGCAGAGACAGAAUGUGAUUUAGAUGAUUGGCCACGAUGGGAUAUAUUGGUAUUAAAUAAUGAUGAGGAUGUGGAGGAACAAGACUUUCCAUUGGAUGCUUAUUUAUAUAAAAUUGUUGAAUUAGUAAUUGCCAUGAAAAAAAUUAAGACUAGAAGAUAG